AUGGUCUUGCAAUUGGUUGGUGGCCUUACAAAGGCAUAUGGUGGUGUUGGUACGUUGAUCAGGCAGAGCAACCCACUUCCCCCCUUUUAUAAAGCACGGUCUAUGCUAAUUCUUGAGGAGACAAGCAUGGCCAAGGAAGCUUCUACGGAAUCGGCCAUGGUGGCGUCAUUCUCGGAUUCCCCACAAAAUUCUGAAAAUACGGGGAAUUCUAAAGGCAAACAAUCGGGUCGGAAAAAUUCUGGUGGUCGGCGCAAUAACGGCGGCGGUGCUGGUGGAAGCCGCGGUUUCGGUGGGGGAGGCAAUUCCGACAAGGGACAGCAGCAACAGCAGUCGUACGGCUCCAGUGGCCGUGGCCUAACCACAACAACAGCAGUUCUAUGCUCCCCCGUAUUGGCAGCAGCCAUACGGUCCAUGGGGGUGGAAUAA
Messenger RNA from Chenopodium quinoa (quinoa), 426 nucleotides. RefSeq names its product glycine, alanine and asparagine-rich protein-like. The coding region runs from base 1 to 426 and encodes 141 amino acids. Lineage: Eukaryota; Viridiplantae; Streptophyta; Magnoliopsida; Caryophyllales; Amaranthaceae. The record is from RefSeq and is a predicted model, not a curated record. The transcript has a single exon.